AGUCCGAGUCACAGCGUGUAAAAAAACGGGAUCCCGUACACAAGAGCAGAGCAGAACUGGAUUUACUUGUCCUGUACUCGCCUAAACACGAACCGAGUGUGCGUCGUAUCCGGGGGUCACACCAAUACGUGUGGAUAUUCCAUAGAAACAUGAAGGGUCUGAUCAGAUCGUGUAUCGUGCCCCACAUAGUGCUAGUCUUCAUCUGCACCUCCUGCACAGCUCUACCUGCCGUCGUUCUAGACGGGAACCUGGACGACUUGAGAAAAAGGACUGAGAUACGUGAGAGAAGAGGCGGUCUCCGUCAGCUCUUCGAGAACUAUUCCCCUCGCGUGAGGGAUAGCGUACUGUUGCCAGAGGAUUCGAUGGAGCCCAAAGUGGGGAGACCAACACCUCACAGAGUUGUCACCUUAGAAAUGUUUAAUUUCACAGACCUUGUGUCGUCACCGUUAUUUAUGUCCCCUCAUUUGUCGUUCAGACGAAAGACAUCACAUCCUUCUCAUGGACAAGACUUGAAUCAGGAGGUUAGAAAAACGUUACAGGGUAGGGCGAGAAGCAAACGCAUGGCAGGGCAAGAACAAAGUGUGUGUGACGAAAUCCAGGAAUAUGCGGUCUUCAGCGAACCAGUAAAAGACCAGCUAACCGGUCAAAAUGUCACUGUAAUAGACGUCUUUAGUACUAGAGACUUAAAUGACGGAGAGUAUAUACAUCAGCUUUUCACGGAAACCAAAUGCAACCUUAGCCAUGAAUCUGAGACAUCAAAAGGGUGUAGAGGCAUCGACAAGACUCAUUGGACGUCGUCUUGUGUGGCCAAGAAAUCGGUCGUUCCUGCUAUUGUGGAAUUGGCUAAUGGGAAACUCCGACAUGCGUCCAUCCUCCUUAGUACUUCAUGCAACUGCGCGUUGAAAAAGAAAGACUUUGUUAAGGAGGAGCCUACCAUGUGUGAUGUCUGGAAGCAAAUGUUGACUACAGAGCAGGAAAAAGCAGAGGGGGAGGGGCAAGGGAGAGGGGAAGUAGGAGAGGCGGCAGGGGACAGCGUUGAUGACAACAACGGGAGAAAAAGCGAGACCACUACCGCAUCAGGCAGCGCAGAGGACGCCGAGGAAAGAAAAGAAAGAAGAAGACACCAAAGGCCAACGAGCAAAGAGAGUCGGAAGAGCAGAAGGAGGCGAAGAAGAAGACGACAGAGAUCAAGGGAGAAAAGAAUAAGACGUAGACAAGAUCAUCCUCCGACAGACUUAGCCUCCCCUGACACACAGACUAAUAGAAGAUCCAGACAUGGUUCCAACUAGACUAGCGACCUCAGUUCGUAACACUUGUUGCCAAAGAUUUUACUUCUUAUUACCUGUCUCCUGAAUAGUUAUCUCUUUAAUUGAAUGGUUGAAGAGAGCGAGGUGAAAAGACCACUUUCAACAAUCGUGUUGGAUACUUAAGAACAUGCAACUUUGUUGGGAAAGCUCCAACAGCCCACGUUGGUGUUGGCACUGGCUGCUACGAUGUACAAAAGAUACAAAGGAAAGAAAGACCUGAGGAGAAUUUGAGGUCCUCAUUCGGAUUUGUGUUGAUGGACCUCACCAGUACCCUACCUGCAAUCCCGUACACCUGAGGAUGUACCCUGUAGAGACAAGACAUUGGGGGAAGAAGAUACGUCGAGAGACAACUGUCCCACUGUAAAACAUCAAUUAUGGGUUGCAAGAUUACAAGAUGGUGCCCCGAGGUAGGGUCAAGGGUCAAACCGCCAUGGGACAUCUCAUGAGUGCCCCAGCAGGGCGCCAGCAGGGCACAGCGGGUGUUGUCCGUCACCAUGGAGACGUAAGCUGCCUAGGGGUGUCCCUAAGUCGGGUUUUGAUGUGCGGCAACAACGCCUUUUUAAACACUAGACACUUUAUUACAGAUAGAUGUUGAACAAAUGUACGUGCCUAUCUAGUUUGUAUGUCAAAGGUGUUUAGUCUAUACGAUUUUCUAAAGACUCAAAUCCUCCACAGUAUAGAUAGGUAAAGAAGUUCUUGUUAUUGUCAAGAGGUA
This is a messenger RNA of Branchiostoma belcheri (Belcher's lancelet), 2022 nucleotides long. Its product is annotated as brain-derived neurotrophic factor-like. The record is from RefSeq and is a predicted model, not a curated record. The coding region runs from base 150 to 1289 and encodes 379 amino acids. The transcript is spliced from 3 exons. Gene Ontology annotation, biological process: cell surface receptor protein tyrosine kinase signaling pathway; neuron projection morphogenesis; regulation of neuron differentiation. Gene Ontology annotation, molecular function: nerve growth factor receptor binding; growth factor activity. NCBI's taxonomy places the organism in Eukaryota, Metazoa, Chordata, Leptocardii, Amphioxiformes, Branchiostomatidae.